AUGUAUAAAUUAAAAGCUCUUACAGAAACUCUUGAAACAAAAUAUUUAUCUUUAGUUGAAGCUGCUACUUUAAUAGAUACAACUAUUCAAGUUUUAGAAGAAAUUAACUCAAAUUCAAACUCAAUGAAUAAUUUAAUUGACAGUGCUAUAUCAUUUUCAACAACUUUAGGAAUAAAUCCAGAAAAUGAUUUUAAAAUACACCAUCGUCAUAAAAAGCCACCUACUUGGCUAGACAAAAACUCUAAAACUCAGGUAGAAUUCAACAUGCACACGUUUUAUUGA
Molecule: messenger RNA, 282 nt
Organism: Macrosiphum euphorbiae (potato aphid)
Lineage: Eukaryota; Metazoa; Arthropoda; Insecta; Hemiptera; Aphididae
Source: the annotation of a GenBank genome assembly